GUUUUUUUUUUUUCGAGAAACACUCACUGACGGCAGUAAUAGCCAGUAGGGCGCUGGAAUAAAUACUCCAGCCGUUGCUGCGGCCAUUAGCCACGAGACGAAUUGAAGCCGCAAAAGGUUCGACGUGCUCCUAUCGUUGCGGAGGCGCGCCGCGGGGAUACGAAUGGAGUCCGGCGGCGCCGGCGAGCUUCUGUCCGGACCUGCUGGGUCGCCCGUCACAUCCAAACCCGGCGGUGGGCGUGGCGGUUGGCGUGCCGCCCUCUUCAUCAUCGGUAAUCAUGCAGAUUGCAAGUCUCCAAAUUUCCUAGUUCGUCCGCAGGUUUUCAUGCUUCACUGUCACCGUUGCUGUUGGCUGUUGCUAUGCUACCAUAUAUAUAUAUGCAGUGAUGGGGUUCUUUGAGCGUAUUGGGUUCGUCGGCGUGUCGGCCAACUUGAUCACGUACCUCACCGGGCCACUCGGCAUGUCCACGGCUGCCGCGGCCGCCGGCGUGAACGCGUGGUCCGGAACCGUGCAGGUGCUACCGCUCGUCGGCGCUCUCGUCGCUGAUUCGCGGCUUGGCCGGUAUCGAGCUAUCCUCGCCGCCUGCGUGCUCUAUCUUCUGAGCUUGGGAAUGCUAACAGCCUCAUCCAUGAUGCUAACCGCGAGCUCGCCGCCGUCGCCGUCUCCUGCCCGGCUCACCCUCUUCUAUGUCGCGCUCUACCUGCUGGCUCUGGCGCAAGGCUUUUUUGGGCCAUGCGGGGAAGCCUUCGGAGCAGACCAGUUCACGCCUAGCGACAUCGACGACCUCAGCGCGCCCACACUCCGGAGCUCAUACUUCAACUGGUUCCACUUCUCCAUGUCCUGGGGCUACGCCAUCGCGACGGCUGGGCUGAGCUACGUCCAGGACAACGCCGGCUGGACCUUGGGGUUCGGCGCGUGCUGGACCGCCAUGGUGCUAUGCCUUGUCGUCUUCUUACUUGGCACGCGAACGUACCGUGCCGCCAAGCAACCCAUCGAUGGCGUGCAGGCGUGGGUCGCGAGGGUCUUCCGUCGGAGUGGCACCACUCCAACUGAUGAAAGGCUGCUUCUAGCUCCACAACCUGAGGGUGAGGGCGGACUCAUAGCUAAGCUGCUCCCGAUAUGGUUGACGAGCUUAGUCUUCGCAGCCAUCUACUCGCAGACGUCCACUCUGUUCACCAAGCAAGCCAGCACAUUGGACAGGCACCUUGGCACGGAGACGGGUCUCGUCGUGCCGCCCGCGGCGCUCCAGUGCUUGAUCGACGUCACCUUCAUCGUCAUGAUCCCCUUAUACGACCGCGUCAUUGUGCCCUUGGCGAGGCGCCUCACAGGGCACGCCUCGGGCAUCACGAUGCUCCAGCGCAUCGGCGCCAGCAUGGCCACGUCCUGUGUCGCCAUGGCCGUCGCGGCGCUGGUGGAAGUCAGGCGGCUCCGCGUGGCCAGAGACGCGGGCCUGGUCGACCGGCCGGACGUGGCUCUGCCGAUGAGCCUGUGGUGGAUGAUUCCGCAGUACGUUCUCAUGGGCCUUGCCGCGGUGCUGGGUAUGGUUGGCCUCGAGGAGUUCUUCUACGACCAGAUGCCCGACGCUCUCCGCAGCGUCGGUCUCGCGCUGUGCCUGAGCAUCUUUGGGGUGGGAAGCUACGCCAGCAGCAUGCUUGUGUCCGUCAUCGACUGGGCGACGAGGGUCAAAGGGGAGAGCUGGUUCUCUGACAAUCUCAACCGAGCCCACCUCGACUACUUCUACUGGCUCCUGGCAGGGCUCGCGGCUCUGGAGGUAGCCGUCUUCUUGCAUUUUGCAAAUCGAUACGUCUACACAAAAAAAGCCGAGCUGUGAAUCUGCAAUUCUUGAAACUUUACAAGUAUAAAAAAUACUUCGCUUAUGUUAAAAGAACAUGAUGUUGGAUUUUAGUUGGGCCUGGCCCAAUUUUAUUUAAUUAGGACAAAAAAAUCCUAAGGCAUGGACAAAAUGCUGGUGAAAUAAAGUGUUUAGUCUCACACGGAA
Zea mays is the source of this 2000-nucleotide messenger RNA. RefSeq names its product POT family protein. The transcript is spliced from 3 exons. Gene Ontology annotation, biological process: transmembrane transport. Gene Ontology annotation, molecular function: transmembrane transporter activity. Gene Ontology annotation, cellular component: membrane. Bases 387 to 1832 code for a protein of 481 amino acids. NCBI's taxonomy places the organism in Eukaryota, Viridiplantae, Streptophyta, Magnoliopsida, Poales, Poaceae. The record is from RefSeq and is marked validated.